This is a messenger RNA of Aspergillus ibericus CBS 121593, 752 nucleotides long. Its product is annotated as peptide-methionine (R)-S-oxide reductase. Gene Ontology annotation, molecular function: peptide-methionine (R)-S-oxide reductase activity. Bases 84 to 683 code for a protein of 199 amino acids. The transcript is spliced from 2 exons. Gene Ontology annotation, biological process: response to oxidative stress; protein repair. The record is from RefSeq and is a predicted model, not a curated record. NCBI's taxonomy places the organism in Eukaryota, Fungi, Ascomycota, Eurotiomycetes, Eurotiales, Aspergillaceae.
CCUCAAUCUUCACGUCCGAGAUCGUGAUCGCUAGUACUCACCAAAACGGAAUCCCUCCAACUUGCCCCUUGAGCCCUAACCUCAUGCGCUUCCCGGGCCUGAGCUCUCCCCUUCGCAUCUUCACCGUACCCCUCCGAUCGCAGCCCGCGCGAUCCCUCCGCCAUCAUCCUCGCCCCAUCUCCGGCGCAACAGUCCUGCGAGCCGCGCCCACGAUCCCCUUCCUCGGAUCCUUCUUCAGUUCCAGCGCCAAAUUCAACACCCAAGACGACAGCAACAUGUCGUACCCCGACCAACGCAGCCCGGAUGCGUGGCAAGCUGUCCUAAGUCCCGAACAAUUCCGCGUCCUCCGCGAAAAAGGCACCGAGCGACCCUUCACGGGCGAAUACGACGGCCACUACCCGUCCCAGGGCGUCUACAACUGCGCCGGUUGCAAUGCGCCCCUGUACAAAGCAUCACACAAGUUCAAGUCAGGCUGUGGCUGGCCCGCGUACUUUGAUUCUAUUCCGGGGGCGGUUACAAGACAUACGGAUAGUUCGUUUGGGAUGGAACGGACGGAGAUUGUCUGUAGUAAUUGUGGGGGGCAUCUGGGACAUGUGUUUAAGGGUGAGGGGUAUCCGACCCCGACGGAUGAGAGGCAUUGUGUGAAUAGUAUUAGUUUGCGGUUUAAGGAGGAGGGGAAUUAGGGGGUGGUGUGGUUGGGGUUUGGUGUAGAUUAGUGUAUGUAUGUGUUGAAGUAAAUGAGAUGAGAGAUG